CCAAUAAUAAGUCUAAGUUUAGUGUAAGCCAAUCAUGUCAUUGGUCCGUUUUUUAUUUUUUACGUUCAGUAAGAAUAGGCUACCGUUCCAUCUGAAGGACUGUGUCGAUGACAUCACUAUCACGCCGCGCCUCCCACCGACGUGCGGUAGAAAUGUCAGACAACCGGCAGCUUCGCCUUCACGCCAGUUGAAUUACGAAACAGACUACAGCACAGGUGCACCUAACGAUCAAGAUGCAUAUAUAUAUUUUUUAAUCGGAUAAUGCAAUUGGAAUACAGUAUAUUUAUUCACAGUCUACGAGUUUAAUAUUAUUUUGUUUAAAAGACGACGUUGCUGUUGUGGUCGGAUCACUUAAAUCCCAAUAAUGCCUUUUCCGCCGAUAAAUCUCCAACGAAUCUCUUCUCCUGGGAGAGAGCUGUUCAAGAAAAAGAAACAGACCGAGGAAAAAGACUCGGAAAAGGAAAAGAUGUCGAAGUCUUGGACUACAGCCAAUCUGAGGAAUUUGGGGCGAAAACCCCAGCAACAGACAUCCAAACUCCCGAUUCAGGAGACAGAAGGUCUGAAGAACUCCUGGCUAAUUUUACCCAAACAAUCUCAGGACGCGUGCCAGAGCGUUUCGCGUUCCAGUUCGGUGGAAGUCGCCAAGCACCGGGACAGGAGUAAGCUGUCCUCGCGGAGUUCCAUGGGAAAGGACGAGGCAGGAGAAGAAAGGGAGAUUCAAUUCUCUCUGAGCCUCACACCGGAGGCCAUUCUCGUUAUUCAAAAGCGCAGUUUAGAACAACAGAUACUAGACAAACAGCAGACGUGUUGUGCGUCCGUGGACUUUCGGCACAGGCGAGUCUUUCCAUCCAAACGGACUCGAGGUGGUUCCAAAAGCACGACCAUCCCCGUCGCCAAUCUGGAACAUGCAGAGGACAUUACAACCAUAGUAAAAAUCUCUUUACUAAAUGAUAAAUAUAAGUACGAUGACGUGGAAUAUGAAGAAGAAGAUGGAGAUGUGGAUGAGAAGGUGGUGCAGAAAUGCAAAGAAUGGCUGAAAGGAGUUGAAAGCGCCUCUGCUUUUGGAAAAGUGGACAAACUAUCUGCCCUUCCCCACCUAAAAAACUGCUGACUACCGCUUGUGAUAUUAUAGGACUUUAAUAUGAUGUGAUAUGGCAAGCUAUGAACAUUGCACAUUGUAGCCUACACAAAGGAUAUGGAUUAUUUGUAGCCUAUCCACUGACACUGCUCACCAUGACGCACGACGCACACUUUCCACACAAAUGGUAAUGGUGUUUUUACUAGUCUAAUUCUAAUGUCUGAAUUUAAUACCCUUUAAUGUUGACACUGGCAGAAUCCUGUGUUCUCUUCUUUUGCACGUGGCUUUGUUUUUUUAUUGAGGUGGCUUUAUUCGUUGGUUGGCAUCAGAGGGCGCGAGGGUGGUUAGGGUAUCUGACGGAAUGGAAUGAGGUGCCUGUAUGAGCGGCCUGCGAUCCAAGGACCCUCUUCCUUUGUGUCCAAGAACAAUAGCUGUCAACUGCGACGACAGCGUUACUUUGUGCGUUUUCUUUUGGGGAAUAAACGAUUGUUUCUUACCCUCUCAGAAGAGGCCCCUGUUUUUUGCAUUGUCUGGAAAAGUAAAGGAAAACAUGUUUUACAUGUGGAACAGAUUUGUACAGUAUUUAUUAUGAGGGACAGGGGUUAUGUUUGUAUCAGCUCAAAUGUUUCGUUCUACUUGGACAUUUCUUAUGCCAUUUGUAUGGAGUAAAAUGCUUAGAAUCUACAUGCACUGAGCAUAACAUUUUUACUUAUUUCAUGAGUAUGGAAAUGACCUCUGACAGUUAUGUGAUUUAAGAAACCCAAUACAAUUCAAGCUAGGCAAGAAUGCAGUGUCUGGUACACCAACUAUAUGCCUAUCCAAAUGGUAGCCAUAUCCUCCUGUCCUAUCUAUCUAUAGGCCUAUCCAAAUGGUAGCCAUAUCCUCCUGUCCUAUCUAUCUAUAGGCCUAUCCAAAUGGUAGCCAUAUCCUCCUGUCCUAUCUAUCUAUAGGCCUAUCCAAAUGGUAGCCAUAUCCUCCUGUCCUAUCUAUCUAUAGGCCUAUCCAAAUGGUAGCCAUAUCCUCCUGUCCUAUCUAUCUAUAGGCCUAUCCAAAUGGUAGCCAAAUGGUAGCCAUAUCCUCCUGUAUCCAUUACUUGAAUGAAGGUCUGUUGCUAAGAUGACAACUGUAACCAAUAACUAAUUAUUGGUUCUGCUUAAUCAACAAGUCUAUUUGUUUAUUAGGAUCCCCAUUAGCUUUUUUUUUUUAGAAGCAGCAGCUACUCUUCCUGGGGUCCACAAAAAUCACAAAACAUGGUAAGUAACAAAACCCUGAUACACUGAUAGACAAGGACAGUCACACAUUUAAAAUGCAACAAUAUACAAACAAUACAACACAAUAAUGUGUGUGUCUCCUCACAGUCCCCGCUGUUCCAUGAGAUGUUGUCUAAUCUCCAUUUAAAGGUCAUUUUACUGUUUGCUUGAGUAAUUGGAGAUCGAAGGGAGUUCCGUGCGAUCAUGGCUCGAUAUAACACUGAGUUGCCGUGAAUUCAUUUUGGACUUGAGGACUGUGAAGAGACCCCUGGUGGCAUGUUGGGGUAUGUAUGGGUCUCUGAGCUGAAUGUUAUUUGAUUAUGCAGAUAAUCUGGACUUUUCAUCAUAGUAAUAUUUCUCAUAACUAGAAGAGAAGCUGUUAAGUCUCUCGUCAACCCUCAACCAGGAAGGACUGGCAUGUUAGUUCUGUAUGUGUAGUUAAGGGCAAGGUGUGCUGCUCUGUCUGUCUUUGUUGUACCUGACCAUAUCACUUUAACAUAUUAACAUAUUACCUUACAUAUUAACAUAUUACCUUACAUAUUAACAUAUUACCGUACAUAUUAACAUA
Messenger RNA from Coregonus clupeaformis (lake whitefish), 2896 nucleotides. Its product is annotated as proline-rich protein 18-like. NCBI's taxonomy places the organism in Eukaryota, Metazoa, Chordata, Actinopteri, Salmoniformes, Salmonidae. The transcript has a single exon. The record is from RefSeq and is a predicted model, not a curated record. The coding region runs from base 365 to 1111 and encodes 248 amino acids.